GUAGAUAGCUAAACAUUGCACUGUUAACGUUUUGACAUACAGGUUUAUCCAAGGUUUUAGAUUUGAAGUGGAAAAUAAAUUCGCACUAUGUACAAAGUGUGCAGUUUGCAUUAUGAUCAGUACUUCAUGCGUUUUAAGUGUUAAGUAUAUAUUCUUAAAAUGCAAACACUCAUACGUUUAACAAUGUCUGUGUUGUUCAAACAGUGCUGUAAACAACGGAAGGUAUACAUACUCGUUGUUAUUAUUGUUGCAGUGUUGCUAGUGGGAUAUUCCCUUAGGAAUUCAAUGUCAUCUGAGAGUUUUACUGAAAACAAAGGUGUAGACGUUGUGAAUAAUAUGGAACAGGAAGUUAUUGAAUACAUUGCGAAGUAUGUACAAAUAUCAAUUCGUGUAACGGGCUAUGAGUCAAUAGCUAUACAUUUUAUAAAUACGGGAAAGACAGAUGUAAACUAUGGAAAAUGGCGAAUUUAUUUCUAUGCUGUUCGACAGCUGUCAGCGAUUAGGGGUAAUGGACUAGCACUCAAACAUGAAAAUGGCGGUCUGUAUUUCUUCGAACCUGUUGAAAGAGAAUUUAAAUAUUUAAAGUCAGGUUUUAAUGUAACAUUCGACAUUGAACAUUAUCAAGUUGCAUCUAAGUCCGAUUUCUUUCCAAACUGGUACGUUGCGUCGACAGCUGAACAAACGCGUCCGCGGGUUCUAAAAUACACUGAAGGAGAUAAGUCAUUUGUGAAGGAUUUCACGCGGCCAGACCACUGGAAGCAAGGUCCGCAUGACAACAACAACCCCUUGACAAACCUUGAGCGGUACCAGUACUACCGUUACCUUAACAAUCAUUCUAUAAGUGACGUCCAAUAUCACGUGAUUCCAACACCAAAAGUCAUGACCAUCCGUUCAAGAGAAAACGUCGAAAUUGACCGGAAGUGGACAUUAUGUCUGAAUAAACAUUUUCUUUCAGCUGGAAAAUAUUUAGCAGAGGCGCUAAAUUUAAAAAUCCGCGAUAGUUCUGGAGGGAAAAUGUGCAUAUCUAUGAUCAAAGCUGCUGAGUAUGGAAGCGAAGAAUACAGUCUUGAAGUACAGGUAGCCGGUAAGGCUGUAGAGAUUAAAGCUAGCACAGAAGCCGGGGCAUUUUAUGGUGUCCAAACAUUACUAUCUGUUAUGUCGAAAACCAAGAUAAUCACUGAUAUAUUUAUAAAAGAUCAGCCACGGUUUCAACAUCGCGGUUUAAUGAUAGACGUUGCAAGAAACUUUGUGAAAAAGGCAACUAUUCUUAAGGUGUUGGACGUAAUGUCGAUGUAUAAACUCAACGUUCUACACUUACAUCUCUCCGACGACGAGGGAUGGCGCCUUGAGCUGCCGUCCAUACCGGAACUGACGCUCGUCGGCGCUCAUCGCUGCCACAAUGCUGGGGGAAGCAAAUGUUUAAACUCGAGUCUGGGUUCUGGUCCGUACCCGGACACUUCCGGUUCCGGGUUCUAUUCUGUCAACGAUUUCAAGGAAAUAUUAAGGUACGCAGCCUCAAGACACGUAAAGGUCGUUCCGGAAAUAGACGUUCCGGGUCAUUCACUAGCCGCAGUCGCCUCAAUGAACUACAGACAGAAUGUCAUUUUAGCGAGCUCUGAAAAUGGCGGUAACUCGGAGCCAUCAUACCUGCUUAUGGAGCCUGAACGAAGCGUAUUGGGGUUUAAUAACUGGCUUGACAGCGCUAUAAAUCCGUGCCUCAAUACAACUUACCAUUUCAUACGGGCUGUUUUCAAUGACCUUGUUGAUAUGUACGACGGGAUACAGACGUUUGAUUUGAUACACGUGGGUGCGGACGAGGUGUAUCACGACACGUGGGCCGGAUCCCCAGCCUGCGACAGGAGGUUCGGGGCCGGCAAGUACACGCAUGACUUUCUCAAAGAUUUUUUUCUCAAGCAAGUCUCUGCAAUUGCCGCGGACCACAACGCGAGAAUCGUAGCGUGGGAGGACGGUUUGUACAAUUUCCACACAGGGCCAUACGACCGAGCCGGCUUCAAGAAUAAAGAGGUCUGCGUGCAGGCCUGGAAUAACAUUUGGGAAAUGAACAGAGGUGGGCGCAGCAUCGAGUUUGCGAAUGCCGGAUAUCCGGUGAUCUUGUCUAUGGCGACGCAUCUCUACUUCGACCACCCAUACGAACCUGAUCCGGAAGAGCGGGGAUUCUACUGGGCCACCCGCUACACGGACACAUUCAAGGUGUUCGGCUUCAUGCCGGGGGAUCUUUUCGCGAACGCCAAUUUCGACCGGUUGGGGAAUCGCCUCAGCAAAGAGGGUGUGUGUAGAGAUCCCAAAAACUGCCCGGAGCUACGCAAUCCGGCUAACAUAAAGGGCAUGGAAGCCUGUCUGUGGACCGAGACAAUACGUAGCGAGCAUGACGUGUUCUACAUGCUGUUCCCUAGGGUUAUAGCGUUGGCGGAGAGGGCGUGGCAUGAGGCCUCAUGGGAGACGAACGAGCAACUGUUACACAGGGAAUUAGAGCGGUCCAAGGACUGGGGCCGUUUCCUCAGUGCUCUCAGUUUGAAUGAGCUACCCAGGCUGGCCGCGAAAGGCGUGACGUACCGCGUGCCGCCCCCAGGCGUUAACGUCAACGUCGAGGAAAACGUCUUCCGAGUUACAACUUUAUACGCGAACCAUUUGGUUGAAGCCAGCGUUGAUGACGGAUUGACGUGGAGUGUGAUUGAGGACACGUUUCCUAUCACUAAGUCUCUAAACAUCUCAAUCAGAUCGCGAUCUCCGUAUACUAACAUAGUGAGUCGAACAUUACGUGAAAGUAUAUACAGGACUAACGAUGCAGAAGAUCGAAUCUCAUUUUUAAGUCAUAUUUUGUUAAAUGUGUACAUAUGCCGUUUAUUUUAUUUGUCUCUUAUAUAAUUAUUUCAAUACAUUUUAAAUAGCUUGACUCAUUAACAUUAAUGAAUUAUACUGAUUGAUGCAAACGUUAACAAUAUUAGUAGAUAAAAUAAUUAUUAAAAUAGAAAUGUAUUUUAACAGAAUCGUAGCUUUACAUCGCUAGACUUUCGUUACCAUGCAUCACGUUUUUCAUCGUUGUCACUGUGCUUUCAUUAAUAGAAUACGCGUUUUCAACACGACGCAUCAACGUUAUUAGCGUAUCUUUAAAGUAUAACGCAUUCCUGGGAAAAUGAACCUGGACACAAUGGUUCACUUAUCACAACGUUUGACACUGAAAUAAUUGUGCAAUGAUGAUUUCUUAACAGGCAGCUUGUCAUAAUCAGUAAUGUGGUUUCACUGUUUAAUAUUGUGUCAUUUCAUUCAUCUGAUGUUUUUGCUAUUUAUUUGACAAGUAUUCCACUUCAUAAAUGUUCUACACAAAAUUUGUCGUGUCGUGUUGUUUUUUUGAUUUUGUUAUAUCAGACAAAUGUGUUAAAACAUAUAUUAAAUGGAUAAGUGAUUUUAUUUUUGUUUGAUCACCCAAUACACAGUGAGGAAAAACUGUCUAUCUGAAGUUCAAUACGAGUUCAUGACCAACAUAUUUUUUAAAUGGCAAUAUGUGUUUUACGGCCAUGUUCAACUAAACUUUUCGUUAACUCAAGAAAUAGUAAACAAGCUUUGAGUAUAAUACUAGUGUUUCAUACAGUCGAUGUUUUAAAUGUUGCAAAUACUU
This is a messenger RNA of Dreissena polymorpha, 3637 nucleotides long. RefSeq names its product beta-hexosaminidase-like. The transcript has a single exon. Gene Ontology annotation, biological process: glycosaminoglycan metabolic process; ganglioside catabolic process; carbohydrate metabolic process. The record is from RefSeq and is a predicted model, not a curated record. The coding region runs from base 160 to 2886 and encodes 908 amino acids. Lineage: Eukaryota; Metazoa; Mollusca; Bivalvia; Myida; Dreissenidae. Gene Ontology annotation, molecular function: beta-N-acetylhexosaminidase activity; polysaccharide binding. Gene Ontology annotation, cellular component: membrane.